Messenger RNA from Mobula hypostoma (lesser devil ray), 819 nucleotides. Its product is annotated as zinc finger protein 239-like. Gene Ontology annotation, cellular component: PcG protein complex; chromatin; transcription regulator complex. Gene Ontology annotation, biological process: regulation of transcription by RNA polymerase II. NCBI's taxonomy places the organism in Eukaryota, Metazoa, Chordata, Chondrichthyes, Myliobatiformes, Myliobatidae. The transcript is spliced from 3 exons. Gene Ontology annotation, molecular function: DNA-binding transcription factor activity, RNA polymerase II-specific; RNA polymerase II cis-regulatory region sequence-specific DNA binding. Bases 1 to 819 code for a protein of 272 amino acids. The record is from RefSeq and is a predicted model, not a curated record.
AUGUCUCACCAGCGAGUUCAUACCGGGGAGCAGCCGUUCACCUGCUCGGACUGCUGGAAGGGAUUCACUUGCUCAUCUAAACUGAAGGUUCAUCAGCGAGUUCACACUGGAGAGAGGCCAUUCAUCUGCUCAGACUGUGGGAAGGGAUUCACUUGCUCAUCUACACUGAAGGUACAUCAGCGAGUUCACACUGGAGAGAGGCCAUUCAUCUGCUCGGAAUGUGGGAAAGGAUUCACUCAGUCAUCGAGCCUACAGAGACACCAGUCAGUUCACACUGGGGAGAGGCCAUUCAUCUGCUCUGACUGUGGGAAAGGAUUCACUCAGUCAUCGAACCUACAGAGACACCAGCGAGUUCACACUGGGGAGUGGCCAUUCACCUGCUCAGUGUGUGGGAAGGGAUUCACUUGCUCAUCCCAACUGAAGGCACAUCAGCGAGUUCACACUGGGGAGAGGCUGUUCAUCUGCUCAGACUGUGGGAAGAGAUUCACAUGGUCAACCGAUCUGCUGACACACCAGCGAGUUCACACUGGGGAGAGACCGUUCACCUGCUCAGACUGUGGGAAGGGAUUCACUCAGUCAUCGAGCCUACAGAGACACCGGCGAGUUCACACUGGGGAGAGAAUCUAUGGCGAAGGAACAUGCGGUGCCCGUGGAUACAAUCCCGGGAUCGAGUGUGUUAUUGAUUGCCGCUCGGCCCGAAUCCCUCCGGCUGUCCCGUGCAGUGGGGAACGUGACGUCACUGAGGCCCGUCACAGGCAACAGUGGGCCCAGGAUCGCUGGAGAAGAUGGAGACGAGCUCUGUCGGUGCGGGCUGGUUAG